This is a messenger RNA of Rattus norvegicus (Norway rat), 2819 nucleotides long. RefSeq names its product CD164 molecule (gene Cd164). Bases 15 to 602 code for a protein of 195 amino acids. The transcript has 6 exons. The record is from RefSeq and is marked provisional. Gene Ontology annotation, cellular component: endosome membrane; plasma membrane; lysosomal membrane. NCBI's taxonomy places the organism in Eukaryota, Metazoa, Chordata, Mammalia, Rodentia, Muridae.
GGGCUGAGGACACGAUGUCGGGCGCCUCCCGCGGACUGUUCUGGGCCGCCACCUGCCUCGCCGCGCUCUGCCUGUCGGCCGCGCAGAGCAACAGCAGCGCAUCUCCCAACGUGACUGACCCGCCGACCACGACCAGCAAAGUGGUCCCGACGACGCUCACCACCACCAAGCCGCCAGAAACCUGUGAGAGCUUCAACAGCUGUGUUUCCUGUGUCAACGCCACCUUGACUAAUAAUAUUACCUGCGUCUGGCUAGAUUGCCAUGAAGCAAAUAAGACCUAUUGUUCAAGUGAAUUAGUAAGUAAUUGUACCCAGAAGACCAGUACUGACUCCUGUUCUGUAAUACCUACCACCCCAGUGCCAACCAAUUCUACAGCUAAGCCUACAACUCGGCCUUCCUCUCCUACACCUACUCCCUCAGUUGUCACAUCAGCAGGUGCAACAAAUACCACUGUGACUCCAACCUCACAGCCUGAGCGGAAGUCCACCUUUGAUGCAGCCAGCUUCAUUGGAGGAAUCGUCCUUGUCUUGGGUGUGCAGGCUGUAAUUUUCUUUCUCUAUAAAUUCUGCAAAUCUAAAGAACGAAAUUACCAUACUCUGUAAACAGACCCAUUAAAUUAAUGUGGACUGGCAGUUAACUUGUGUAACUCAACUGAAACCAAAAUAUUCCAGAAGUCCCACAUGGAAGACGCUGUUCCAGGACCUUUACAUUUCCAGAGGAUGCAUACAGGAUAUUGUGGAGCACUAUCCUUGAAGAAAAGUCAGUUAAACCAUUUUGCUCAACAGGAAUAUUUAAAAUAUUCUGCAUGAAUCCAUAUGGCUGUCGUCUUUUGUUUAAAAUGGCUGCUGCUGUGGGAUUGUGUUUUUCCCUCUGACAUGCCAAAUGUAACUUCCUGUAAGUUAUGGAAAGUGCUGUCCUGUGCAGGCAGCUUCUGACUCUGCAGUCUAAAUGUAGUCCCUAGCAACCUAGAGUCUGUUAUUUUCGUCCUAACUUGAGAUGUCACUUAGUGGCCAGAAUUGAGAAGAGUGCCAAGUGACCACCCGUCAAGCAGAUUGAGGGCCAUCGCUUCAGACAUGGAUUAAAUUUAUUUAGUUCUAAACUACCCCUAGAGUAAAAUUUUGUGCUUGAUAAAUUGUAUUUUAUAUAUUAAAAAUAAGAUGCCACACGGCAUUCCAGACUUAGAAUAAGGAAAAGGAUACAUAGACAGUAAUACGCAGCAGGUCUUGUUCAUACUCAUAAAGUACCAUAUUAAGAAAUAGAACAGUGCCUUAAGACAGACCAAGAUGUCAGCAGAACGGAAAAUGUGUUCACACUGGGAGGCAAAGCUUGGUCUGAGAAUGUAAUGUUGGUGUGAGCAGCAGAAACCUGCUUUUAGAUAACAUACUGUUAAUAUUUAAUUAAAACCAUUGGUUUUUCCAGAGCUGAGAACUAGAAGCUAAAGAAUAAUUCUAAGCUGAAAGGCUUCCUUCUAUCAAACCAUCUAACAUUUUCUUAGGGCUAUUGAAUAGAUAUAAAAUCGAUUUCUCUUUCUCUCUGUACACAGUGUAUCCAAAUAUUAUACCUUAAGGAUUCCUACCAGGUUUUCCUGAGAAGUAGCUUUUAUGUGAGGCAAGAAAGAAGUAGGUUGUAGGUAGAAUCAUUUUCUAGUUCUUUAAAUGAGACAAUCACUUUGUUUUCUAAUAGUUGUGAUCUGUGUAGCUUAAAGAAACCUUAGGGUUUGCAAGAGAUUGCUAUAGAUUUCCAGUGAUGAUGCCCUGGCUGAAUAGGCUUGUCUCUCCUUUAGCCUGUACCUCUUUUCUUCCUCCUUGGUUUCAGUCCCCAUGUGCUAUAAUCAUGCAAACUUUUAUUUCAAUAGCUUCUGUCAAGCACUAAGUUUGCAGUCCUGGGGUCGCUUCCCCCUUGCCUCUGACACACUGCACUAGUCUAGAGGGUGUCAUUGGAAAUAGGCUUUGGUUUCCUGCCUCAUGCAAGUGUGUGCUUGCUUGUUUGUUUAGAGUAGCACAGUUUAGCACUUGGUUUCCAGGGUUUUAUAAUAGAAAAGGCAGUUUGAUGUGAAUUGGUUCAUAAAGUGAAACGAAUGACGUCUCUAUUUCCUUGUCACUUGCUGGUACAGCUGAAGUUUGUUUUACUUGCACAUUUGUACAUAUAUCUAAUGUUUUCAAGUGCCUUACUUGUUUAAACUCUGGCUUCAGAGGUUUUGGGGGAAAGAUAGGUUUACCUCACAGUUAGUUUCCAUUAUAAUCUAGGUUCCUCACACAAAUCUAUUUCAGUGCCAUGGCUGUUAGUUUUCAGUGAGUGCUCAAGUUCUUUUGAAAGUACACAGAAUUCCCAUUCCUUAAAAAGGUGGCAAAAUCAGUUUGUCAUUUGCUUCCAUGUGACUCCUUGCACCAUAUAAAUGUCAGCGUAUGUAACAAGUUUUAUGAGAAUGUAACUUAAUUUGAAGGUCCUGUAAUUUUGAGCACUGCUCUAACACUGUAGGAAGUUAGUGACAGUUUGCAGGUCUCUACAUAAGCUCUCGCCACAGAGUUCACAGCUGCCCUGACUCUUUCCCAUUUUUGUUUAGCAAGGUAGUAUUUUGAGCCAUCAGUGAUUUUGGGUUUUUUAAUCCAGAAGGUAUGUAGAAACCUUUCAGAGUUUUCAUCUGAUUUGUCCGGAGGCUCUAGUUCUGUCAAAUACCUUAUUUCACCUUUCCUAUAUUUGCUGCACAAGCAGACACUGCUGUACUUAGAAAUUUCUAUUUGAGUUCAUUAAAAAACUACAAAACUAAUGUGUAUGCGUAUCAAACUGAUUUAAAAUAAAUAUGUUUAUUAGUCUCUUGA